AUGGAUUUAUGGUCAAAUUUAGCCAUUGCUGGAAAUAUAUUGAAGACAAAACCUUUGCAAUUUUCCGACAAAUUGCAUAUAGAAGAUUUGAGUGUCUCAGUUGGAUGGUUAGCAAAAUUUAAAGAACGUUUUCAUAUAAAACAAUAUCAUAAAGCAGAAAAGGCCAUCGAAUGGAUUUAUCGUCUAUUGGAAUUAGUGGCCAAGGAAUUGGCCACCUUAUUAUGCAUUUUUGUAAAAUAUUCGAGAGGAAAUUCUCCAAGCUAA
Molecule: messenger RNA, 264 nt
Organism: Entrophospora sp. SA101
Lineage: Eukaryota; Fungi; Glomeromycota; Glomeromycetes; Entrophosporales; Entrophosporaceae
Source: the annotation of a GenBank genome assembly